Messenger RNA from Bathycoccus prasinos, 1818 nucleotides. RefSeq lists its product with no specific name. The transcript has a single exon. Gene Ontology annotation, cellular component: nucleolus; nucleoplasm. Lineage: Eukaryota; Viridiplantae; Chlorophyta; Mamiellophyceae; Mamiellales; Bathycoccaceae. The record is from RefSeq and is a predicted model, not a curated record. The coding region runs from base 1 to 1818 and encodes 605 amino acids.
AUGAACGAUCCGUCGAUAAAGUUAGUCAAUCGAGGAGGAGAAAGAGGUUCGAACGAUUCUUCGUCAGAUAAUAAUAAUAAUAACAAUAAUAAUAAUAAUCAAAACGGAGAAUCAUCAGAUACCACGGCGAAUAAAGAGCAGCAGCACAACUUGCCAGAGCGAGCGAGUUGGGGAAGCGGCGGCGACGGAGAACUCGGGAACAGUUGGAACCAUCAUCGCGAGAGUAAUAAUAAUAAUAAUGCGAAUGCGAAUUAUAGAAAUGGAGGAGGAGGAGGAUCGUCCAACGGAAGUAGUUAUCAAAACGGCGGCUUCGGCGCUGGCAGGAAAGCGGACACGUCGGAGGAUUGGCGACGACGCGAGCACAAUCAAGGAGGAGCGCCACCGCCGGGACCGCCGCCGCGGUGGGCGGCGAAAGCAAACGAAAACGAUAACACGACGACCGACGGAGCACCGCGGGUGAAAAGAGAGAUUCAACACGAAGUUGCUGGAGCGAUUGCGAAUUUACACAUUCCGCAAGGCGAUUGGGGAGAGGACGAUCAGAUGGACUUUUCGGACCCUCCACCCGGCGGCUUCCAAACGACGACGAGGACCAGAGGCUCCGGGAACAGUUUUGAUGGAGGCGAAUCCUCACGCACGAGAAGAAGCUCGGACCAGAGAAUGCCAGAACCGAGAAACGUGAAAAUUUUACAGAAACCGAAGAAGAAAGAAGAAAAAGAAGCGAUAUUUUCCUCCGCGAACUUGCCGGAAAGUUUGCGGGUGUUGAAGCGUCAACCGGGAGAAGAGAAGAAAUUGUGGACGCCGCCGGGUGAAAAAGCUACGACGACGACAACGAGCACGUCUUCGCCGCCGAAAUUGUCCGCGUCGGCAUUCACUCCUGGGACGACCAUCAUCAGUGGCACGUCUACGCCUACAUCGACACCACCAUCGAAAUCGAGACCACCGUAUCAUCCUAGCACCAACGGAGAUUACGCACAUCUUCAGGGCACGUCUCUCUUUCACGCCUCGACGCCCCCGGUAACACCGCCACCACCACCGGGCGCGCCGCCGCCGCUGCCGGGCGCGCCACCGCCGACACCACCAGGUCCACCCGCACCUUUGCCGCCAACACCACCACCGGGCACGAAACCUCCGCUUUCCCCGUACGGCGCGUCCGGUUUGACUUUGUCUGGAUCGAACGGUUCUCUGCAACAUCCGCCGACGCCGCCGGGACCUCCGCCAAUAGACACUGCGCACAGAUCACCGCGCGGCGUGUCUCCUAUGCGUCAGCCGCCGAGUCCGCCGCCAGGUGCGCCACCGCCGCCGCCGCCGCCGCCAGGCGCACCGCCGGGCGUUGGGAUGCUCCCUGGUAAGAAAAAUGGCGACUCUCCAUCAUCUGCUUCAAAGAAAGCGUCGAUGAAGAAAAAGAAAGUUCAGUUAGAACAGGGUGGAGGGACGACGACGGAAGGAUCACCGGAUACGAGCGGUGAUGAAUUGCAGCAGCGAACGAAUAAGAAAACGAAUAAGAAAACGAAUAAGCAACAAAACAAAAAGAAAUCUGGUGGUAACGCUCCAAGUCCUUCAUCGACGAUGCCUCCGCUUCCUCCGGGACCGCCUCCGAUAGAAGCGAAGAAAUCCUCUGCGACUAAGCGAGGCGCCGCGAAGCAUAGCACAGUAAAACCGGGAUCAUCAGGAACGUUACGAGGAAGUAAGAAAGGAAGCCAAAGUUCGAUGUGCAGCAAAGACUCGGACGGAUCGAAAUUUGAAGACUGCGAAGAAGACUCAAACGAAGCGGAGACGCCAUCGAAAAGAGGCGGAAUCCUUGGUUGGUUUGGGUUUUAA